Messenger RNA from Striga hermonthica, 303 nucleotides. NCBI's taxonomy places the organism in Eukaryota, Viridiplantae, Streptophyta, Magnoliopsida, Lamiales, Orobanchaceae. The record is from the annotation of a GenBank genome assembly.
AUGCAAAUGGAGAAGUGCAGGUCAUUUUCCCACUACUCAUCACGGUUCGAUUUCAAAGAUGAGCCCGACCCGUAUGCAUUCAACGGGCCAAACUCGAAAUCACUGGAUGACCCGGAACUGAAGAGGAAGAAACGGAUUGCCUCGUACAACAGUUUCAACGAAGCUUCAACCGUACAGGCCCGACUCGAGUCCCUCUUCACUAGGAGCAAAGAAAGUGAGCCCACCAGCUUGGCCAUGGGGAAUAAUACAAAUCUCCCGUAUCAGGGUACCAACCAAACCGUUGCCAGCCUCUACAAUAAAUAG